AUGCAAUCGACACAGGGUGGCCAGAAGAGUUGCGUUCUGGGCAAAACCGGUCCUUGGCCCCAAUUGGCCUUGGAUGAAUACCGCCUCAUGCAAGGUUCGGGAAUUCUCCCUUUUUUNCCGGCUGAGAUUAUACAGUCGCGAUACAGUACAGCGGAAUCUUGUUACGAAUAUUAUGUCCAUUAUGUCGGAUAUGAUAGAAGACUCGACGAAUGGGUGUCCCGCCACCGGGUUAUGUCAGAUAGGUUCGACGUAUGCGAGCAGUCGAACAAUAACAUAAACUGCGACCACCUGCUCACGGACAAAUCCGGCCGGAAAAUAACAAGGAAUCAAAAACGUAAACAUGACGAAAUAAACCAUGUGCAGAAAACUUACGCCGAAAUGGAUCCAACGACCGCCGCGCUUGAAAAGGAACAUGAAGCUAUUACUAAAGUUAAAUACAUAGACAGGAUACAAAUUGGAAAAUAUGAAAUCGAUACUUGGUAUUUUAGUCCGUAUCCUGAUGAAUAUGGUAAACAAUCAAAAUUGUGGUUAUGUGAAUACUGUUUGAAGUAUAUGAGAAUGGAAAAAACAUACCGGUACCAUCUCAGUGAAUGCACAGCACGCCAACCCCAGGGUAACGAAAUAUACAGAAAAGGUACAAUAGCUAUUUUUGAAGCAGAUGGCAAAGAACAUAAAAUAUAUUGUCAGAAUUUGUGUUUAUUAGCCAAAUUAUUUUUAGAUCACAAAACCCUUUAUUUUGAUAUAGAACAGUUUUUAUUUUAUAUUUUGUGUGAAGUUGACAAGCAAGGAGCUCACCUUGUAGGAUAUUUUUCAAAAGAAAAGGAUUCACCUGAAGGCAAUAAUGUGGCAUGUAUAUUGACUCUACCUCCAUAUCAGAGACAGGGGUAUGGUAAACUCCUGAUAGCUUUUAGUUAUGAACUCUCAAGGCUCGAACAAGUUGUUGGAAGUCCAGAGAAGCCUUUAUCAGAUUUAGGCAAGUUAAGUUACAGAUCGUACUGGUCAUAUGUUUUAUUAGAAGUGUUAAGUGCUAGUAGAGGUACAUUAAGUAUCAAGGAUUUAAGUCAGAUGACAGGAAUAUCACAAACGGACAUCAUUUCAACUUUACAGUCAAUGAACAUGGUGAAGUACUGGAAAGGACAGCAUGUUAUUUGUGUUACACCUAAAAUAGUUGCUGAACAAUUAGCAAGCCCGCACUUUAAAAAACCACGGUUAUCAAUAGAUCCUUCAGCACUGAGAUGGACACCCCCUAGUAAACAGGGGAACUCUGCCAAAGCCAAAAAGUAGUACAGGCUUACAGGCAGGGCUUAGGGAAUGUUAAAACACAGUUAAAACCAACAUCUCAAGUCCAGGCCUGUUAUAAUAAAAAACUGCAACACAUAGAAUGCUAGAGUAUUAUAGUCGUAAGAAUCUUUAAUAAAUGCAGUUGCUUUAAAGAAAAUUCAAAUGUAAAAUAGCAUUUUGAGAUCGAAGAAUCCCAGUGGAAGGAACGACAGCUAAGUAUUUUCAAAAUUAGAAUAGGAUUAAUGAUAUAGCUUUUAAAUUGAUGAGUGUUUUUCACAACUUGGGGUUUUGUUGAAAGAAAGAGUACCUCUAAAUUGUAUAUUACACUAUAUGUCUAUUUGUAUACUAUACUUUUAUGUAUUGCUCUUUUGGGAUGAUAUCUCAUAUUGUGAUGCAUUGACCCUAGUAUAUAAAUUUUGUGUAUGUAACUUAUUUUCAAAGACAAAAAUAUUUGUUUUCUAAGUGCCACAUUCAUUAAAAAGGACACAGUUUCAUUAAUAUGUUUAUUUCAUGACAAUGUAAUGAUUUAGUUCAUUACCAUUAUUAUUUCUUUUAAUUUGUAAAUGCUCUUUUAUUUGUUACAAAACUAGAUCUGUGUAUUUUUGUAACAUAUCUCAUUCAGUUCCUUUUAAACUGGUUUAAGUGAUACUAAUAUUAAGUUUAAAAAUUAAGUUAAAAUUGGAAAUAAUGUAAGAUUCAUUUUAGCUUUAAUUUUUUGUUUAUUUAGGGCCAUGUCUUGUUAGACUGACAGUAAAACUGUCUUCAAUGUAUAAAGAGACUAAUUUGUGUAGUUUAAUGUCAUUUUAGGGAUCAUUUUGCAAUAUUUCAUCCACAUUUUGAAGUCAGAAAUUAAAUGAUGCAAACAAGGAAAUCUUGUGUAAUCUUAUGACAAUGGCCCUCCCACGCAUAUCCAAACUGUUUUCAGUGUAAAAACACGAGUUUAGUAUUGUGAAAAGUUCAAUGACUUAUGUAACCAUGUGCGGACUUAAAAUAGCUGAGGAUUAUUGCAUCAUUCAAGAAUGACAUGUGAGAUUUGUUUUGAAAUGUACUUGAAUAUUUUCUGUUUAGGAUAAGCUUUUGUAUUGUGUUUAUUUCAAUUUGGCAAAAAUGAGUUGAAUUGUCUAAAAAGAUCUUGUUGCCUCAUCAGUUAGAUUCUGUGAAUCGUCAGUUUUCACUGUUUGUUUGUGAUAAUCUUAAUUUGUAAGGUGAAAGUGUCAGAGUUCGAAGAUUAAAAAAAUGAGAGUAA
This is a messenger RNA of Bombyx mandarina (wild silkworm), 2527 nucleotides long. It is a transcript of the gene MOF, whose product is annotated as MOF protein. Gene Ontology annotation, molecular function: histone H4K16 acetyltransferase activity. Gene Ontology annotation, biological process: regulation of DNA-templated transcription. The record is from RefSeq and is a predicted model, not a curated record. Lineage: Eukaryota; Metazoa; Arthropoda; Insecta; Lepidoptera; Bombycidae. Gene Ontology annotation, cellular component: MSL complex; NSL complex; NuA4 histone acetyltransferase complex.